This is a messenger RNA of Centruroides sculpturatus (bark scorpion), 1084 nucleotides long. RefSeq names its product NADH-cytochrome b5 reductase-like. The record is from RefSeq and is a predicted model, not a curated record. NCBI's taxonomy places the organism in Eukaryota, Metazoa, Arthropoda, Arachnida, Scorpiones, Buthidae. The transcript has 7 exons. Gene Ontology annotation, molecular function: oxidoreductase activity. The coding region runs from base 75 to 1019 and encodes 314 amino acids.
AUCUUCAAUUAAAUUUGAAAAAAUAUAUUAGUUGGCGCCCUCUAACGCUGUUAUUUCGAACUAAUUUGGAGAAAAUGUCGUCUGCACCAGAAACCAUUGAUGAACAACAAUUACCAGAAGAUCUGAUCAGGUUAAAACCCAUUGAACCUUUACCAUCUGACUGUUGUGGAUCAGGCUGCACCCUUUGUGUAUUUGACAUUUAUGAACAGGAAUUGAAAAUAUGGAAGAAAGAAUGCAAGAAGUAUUUCCUGAAAGAUAAAGCUUCGAACGAGAAAGAGUCGGAUGCGGAAAAUGUGAUAUGUCAAGAAGAAUAUUCUAAAUUUACUUUAAAAAAUAUCAUAAAGGAAACAGUUAACAGCAGUAUUUAUCGUUUUAAUAUAUCAAAUAAUAGAAAAUUAGGAAUAAAAAUGGGUCAGCAUUUGAUUUUAAGAGACUCAUUUAAUAAUGAAUGGAUUACAAGACAAUAUACUCCAAUUAGUCCUGUUGACACAGAAGGUCAUUUUGAUGUACUUAUUAAGUUGUACGAACAUGGAAAAAUGUCCAAAUGUAUUCAUCAAUGGAAAAUUAAUGACAAAAUCAGUUGGCGUGGACCAUUUGGAGAUUUUCAAUACAAACCAAAUUCUUUUUCACAAAUAAUAAUGCUUGUAGCUGGAAGUGGUAUUACUCCAGUGGUCGAAGUAAUUCGACAGAUUCUUGAUAAUGAGGAUGACGAAACGUUUCUGUGUCUCUUUUAUGCAUGUAGAUACUAUGAUGAUAUAAUGUUGAAAACCAAGUUAAAAUCCUGGGAAAGUUAUUGGAAUUUUACAGUAGUCUACUGCCUAAGCCAAGAAAGUGAUAAAACUAAGAAGAAAUACGGUGAUAAAAUCCACUACGGCAGGAUCCACAAAGAUUUAAUAUUGAAGGAAAUGAAAUUCAAAGUAAAAGACAUUUUCGUUCUCAUCUGUGGAUCUUUCUCAUUUAAUAAUGACAUGAAAAACAUAAUAAAUCAGUUAAGGAUUCAAAAUCAUUUUAUAUUUUAAAAAUAACUGUCUGAAAUUGUAUAAAGAAUACCAGUAUGUAAAUAUUUUUUUAUACUCUUUUAUAA